Caenorhabditis angaria is the source of this 562-nucleotide messenger RNA. The record is from the annotation of a GenBank genome assembly. Lineage: Eukaryota; Metazoa; Nematoda; Chromadorea; Rhabditida; Rhabditidae.
AUGCAAUCAAUCUUCUCGUAAGUUUCAAUUCCUUUUUUUUAAAUUUUAUGAAAAUAAAAUUCAAAUAUUCAGAGCUCUUCUUAUUGUUGGCCUUGCCUCAUCGCAAAUUGUCUACGAAUCUCAAUAUCUUGGAAGAUAUUAUCGACCAUAUUUGGCACCAGGAGUUGUUGAACAACUUGCCUAUCCAAGUUAUGCAGCAGCUCCAGCAUAUGCUCCAAUUGCUGCACCAACCCCAGUUUUGACAUCUGGGGCACUUCCAGCUUUUGCUCCAGCUCCAACUCAAGUUUUGGCUGCUCCAGCACUUCCAGCUUAUGCUCCAGCUCCAACUCAAGUUUUGGCUGCUCCAGCUCUUCCAUCUUAUGCACCAGCUCCAGCAUAUGCCCCUUCACCAGUUUUGGCCGCCCCAGCUGUCCCAGCUUCAACCCCAGUUAUUGCUGCUCCAGCCUAUGCUCCAACUCCAAUUGUUGCCGCAGCCACUCCAGAACUUGUUCCAGCCUAUUCUCCAUUUGUCCGAUCAGCAUAUUUCAUCGGAUCAAACAAAGCCAAGAAAACCUCAAACUAG